UAAUAUGAUCAAUGAUGGCCGAAUGGCGGAUUGUCAUUUUGUUGUAUUGAGUAAGCUUGCCGCCUGUGUGAUUAGUUCGCGCCUAUUGAAUUAGUUUAAGUAUUUUUUGUACAGAAACAUUAAUAUGGGUGCUUAUUUAUCGGAACCAAUAACCGAAAAGAUAUCCAAUGAUGAAAAUAACGAGAAGAUUGAGUGCGGCGCAAGUUCCAUGCAAGGGUGGCGUGUCAACCAAGAGGAUGCUCAUAACACAAUUUUGGACUUUGAUGUGAACACAUCUCUAUUUGCGGUUUUUGAUGGUCAUGGAGGAGCUGAGGUUGCUAUGUACUGUUCACAAAACUUACCAAAUUAUAUCAAAAAUACAGAAGCUUACAAAAGUGGUGAUUUAGUAAAAGCAUUAACAGAUGCUUUCCUUGGUUUUGAUGCUGCUAUAGCUACUGAAGAGGUGAUGGAAAUUUUAAAAGAAUUAGCAGGUGAAAUAAACCCAGCUGGACCUAGUGAUAAUGAAGAAUCUGAAGAUGAAAGCAUAAGCACACUCCAUAAAGAUGCUAAUCUACCCUUACAGGAGGUGCUGGCCAGUUAUGAAAAUAAAUUAAGUGUAGUUCAUAGGGCACGACUUGGAGAUAAAACUACACCUUUAUCCCCAUGCUUAAGGGCAAAGAAAAAUAUCAAUGAACCAGGCAGCUUGGGUGCUGGAGCUUCCAGCUCUGGUAUGGGAGUUAAUAGUUUACCAGGCUCCAGCACAGAGCAGCCGGUGAAUGAAGCUUCCUCUAGCAGUAAUGGUACAGAAAAUAGUACAUUAAACACAGUGGAUGAUACAGGUGGAGUGUCAUCCACUAACACCAAUGGAGAUGACAAAGAUAGAAAUGGAGAGGUAUCAACAAGUGAACCAGAAAAGAAAUCAAAUAUUGCGAUGGAUGUUGACAAGACACAACCAGACAGCUCUGCAGAUAAUUGUGGCAAACCAGAGCAGAGUGAACCACAACCAAAACAAAAUAGCACCACAACAGCUGAGGGUUGCAAUGGAGAAGUAACUGAUUCCAAACAAGUUGUAGGUGAAGAAAAUAAUAUCACAUCAUCUAAUGGGUCAGCAGCACUAGGAAAAACCAAAGAUAAAUCACCAGUGUCAAGUACAGAUAAGAUAGUCCCAGAAACUCCUAAGAAGAAAAUGGUGAGACGUGCAGCUGCUGCUGUCUAUGAAACAUUAUUGAGGAAAGCUGAAGAGGAGGACGAGGAAAGUGAUUCAAAUGAUGAGACAUUUGAAGGUGGUGAAUUAGAUUCAUCUGAAGAUGAGAAUUUAAAUGGUGUUGAGGAUUCUUCUAAUGAUGGAGAUGAGGGAGAAGAAGAUGAGGUAGAAGAAGAGGAAGCUGAUUCCAGUGAUGAUGAAUGGGAUCAAAGCGCCUCAAUGACUGAAGAGCCUGGAAAUGAUAGUGGCUGCACUGCAGUUGUGGCAUUGUUGAGAGGAAAUGAGUUGUAUGUGGCAAAUGCAGGUGAUUCCCGUUGCAUAAUAUGUAGGGAAGGCAAAGCUAUUGACAUGUCCAUUGACCAUAAACCAGAAGACACACCAGAGCUGGAGAGAAUCACAAAAGCUGGUGGGAAGGUAUCUGGUGAUGGCCGAAUAAAUGGUGGUCUUAACCUAUCUAGAGCUAUCGGGGAUCAUUCAUACAAACAAAAUAAAGAAUUGGGUCCAACAGAACAGAUGAUCACAGCUUUACCUGAUGUUAAAACUCUCACAAUAGAAAAAGAAAAGGACCAAUUCAUGGUGCUGGCUUGUGAUGGUAUUUGGAACUUUAUGUCUAGUCAAGAUGUAUGUGACUUCAUUAUACCCAGGUUAGCUGAAGGAAGGGAGAGACUGUCACAAAUAUGUGAAGAGAUGUUCGAUCAUUGUCUAGCUCCGAGCACGGUAGGGGAUGGAACAGGCUGUGAUAAUAUGACUGCUAUUAUUGUACGGUUCAAGGAUGGGGCCAUUGCUGAAGUUGGUCAGUUCUCAAACUCUGAGGCUCCAAAGAAGAGGGCCGCUGAUGAUGAGCCAAAUGUGGAACAACAAGAUUCUAAACGGCCAAAAAUUGAGGAUCCAUUGUCCAGUUCAUUAGUGACUUCAAGUGUUUAAACAAUUUUUUAUUAUUACUGAUAGGCUUAACUGUUUAAAGUACAGAGGACUGGUGACAUACUGUUAGGGGCUUAUAAAUGUUCCACUUUCCUUUAUUAAUAUGAUUGAUUUCUUUUAUUUCUUUGAUAAUCAUUUCCUGAAUUGAUUUCCGACACAUCAUUAUGUACUAUGAUAAGUCUUAACAAUAGUGAAAUCGAUGCUAUUGAUAUUUUGUACUAAUCAUUUCCAGUAAUUGAUAACAAAAUUUCAUUCCAUCAAGUUGUGUUUUGAAUAACUGAUGAUACUCCACUUUUGUAUUACCUAAAAUAUUUUUGUAUCUGUCACGAAGAUCAUUAUAUAUUGCAAUGGAAGUCAUUAUUCCGGUUAAGUAUAAACUUUCUUUUGACAUACAAUAAUUUUCUUUAUAUUUUGAAAUACAUAUUAUAACAUUUAACCUAUAAGUAACAUGAUGAUGAACGAUCAUCUUAAAUAAUAAGACAAAAAUUAUUUGACAUUCAUUAUUUAUUAUAGAACUGACUUCAUUUAAUGUUAGUGUAAGUAGAAGAUAAGCUCAUAGUGUCUAUUCAAUUACAUUUUGUGAUUGGAUGUUGUAGCAGCAUAACGUCAAAUAUAUUUGGUAUUGGAUUGGAAUUAUUACAUGUUUCUUUGUUGGUUUUAUCCAGGUCAUUCAAUGGCAUGGGUUGCUUACUUAGUUUUGAUUUUGUGAUUCAAAUUAUACAUGUUGUAUAUUAGCUUGAUGGUAAAUAAUUGAUAAAAUAUUAUAAUCUUUGUUUAAGUGUGACAGGAGUCUGUUUCAUAAUUAUGUGUACUAAACAUUCUAUGAGGUUUGCAAUUAUAAACAAGAUCCGACAUGUAAUUUUGACAAAUAAUUAGCAUUCAUAGUUAUUUUUAAGGCAGCAUCAAUAAUCAGUAUGUUCCUUAGUAAAAUUAAUAUAAAAUUCAUUUAUGUUUAAAAUAUUAUUGUUUCGUUAUUAUUACAAGCCCUUUUCAAGAUAUAUUGUCAAGUAAUCCUAGUGGCGUAAAUAUUUUUCUUUUUUUUUAAUGUGACAUUUUGUUACUUCAAUACUUUUGUGUGUUUAGUGAGAAUACAUUUUUACAGACUG
Molecule: messenger RNA, 3210 nt
Organism: Leptidea sinapis
Lineage: Eukaryota; Metazoa; Arthropoda; Insecta; Lepidoptera; Pieridae
Exons: 10
Coding region: 125-2107 (660 amino acids)
Biological process (GO): protein dephosphorylation
Molecular function (GO): cation binding; protein serine/threonine phosphatase activity
Source: RefSeq, a predicted model, not a curated record